AUGGGGACGGGUGGAGGGAGGCUGGGUCAGAUCUUUAUUAUAUUUUUCGCCACGCGACGGACCCGCGACCGCAAACCCGUUGCGCACUUCCACACGCGGGCGGCGGCCAUCUUGGAUCUUCGACAUCGACUUGAAAGAAUGCAUGCUACGGCUACCCCCGGCAAAGAUAGCCUCGAUACGGAAAGAAAUCAGACCG
This is a messenger RNA of Pelobates cultripes (western spadefoot toad), 196 nucleotides long. The record is from the annotation of a GenBank genome assembly. NCBI's taxonomy places the organism in Eukaryota, Metazoa, Chordata, Amphibia, Anura, Pelobatidae.